This is a messenger RNA of Macrobrachium nipponense, 1065 nucleotides long. Its product is annotated as ligand-gated ion channel 50-like. Lineage: Eukaryota; Metazoa; Arthropoda; Malacostraca; Decapoda; Palaemonidae. The record is from RefSeq and is a predicted model, not a curated record. The transcript is spliced from 3 exons. The coding region runs from base 39 to 521 and encodes 160 amino acids. Gene Ontology annotation, biological process: monoatomic ion transport. Gene Ontology annotation, cellular component: membrane.
CCUGUCCUCCCUAUGGAAGGCUCAGUGUAGUUCUAAACAUGAACAGGAGUGGUCAGUGGACGUUUCUGCACACAAAUGCUCACGAGAUAAAGGAAAGUACUUUAGUAAUGGAGAAGGCAUUUCAGGAAAAGAGGGAUGAGGCUGAGAGCACCAGCUGCAUCACCCUCCGCCUGACCUCCUCCAACCUGUCCAAUUACUUCCUGUCGUCCACCUACCUUCCCACCUUCGUCGUGGCGGUGAUUGGCUACAUGACCUUCUUCUUCCCCGUGAACGACUUCAGCGAUCGGUUCAUCGUCAGCCUCACGGGCCUUCUCGUCGAGGCGGCCUUCUUCAUGCAGACAAGUUCUUCUAUCCCGCAGACAGCUUACAUCAAAAUGAUUGACAUCUGGUUCAUGUUCUGCAUCGUGUAUUUCUUCCUCCUGAUGACUGCUCUACUUCUCAUCAAUAAAUGCCUGGUAAGAAAUGGGAGAAAAAUUAUGCACGAUCAAGCACUAGGCCUAAGUCCCUCCCUCGCUCAGUGAUUAGACAUAACCUGGAAAAAUGCGUUCUGGCUCAUAAGCCAAGCUGGACCUGACGUGCUAAUUUGAAGGAGUGAUCGUAACUCACACUUUAGUGAUGAGUUGUAUCCCAAAUAAUAAAUUCUGUGAUAAACAUGCGCUGUAUAACUUGCACCUUUAUGCUAUGUUGCUGGCUUUGCAAGAAUGUGGUGAAAUACUGUAAGGCACUCGAGGUCUUUCUCUCUAUGCAUCGGUAUCUGCGUGUCUAAUGGACAUCAAAUGAGAAGAGUAUCAUCAUUUGCAUAAGACACCAGCUUUUCAUCUAGACCUAGCCUUACAUGCAUUAUACAAAAGUAAACAGGAUUGGUACAAGGACGCUACCUAGAGUAACCCAAAAGAUUACAUUACAUCUGUAUUCAUUGGUUGGUUACAAAAUCUAAUUAUAAUGUUGAAAAUGCUGUUCUACUCUUGUCUGUCUCAAUGUUUGAAAACUCAAUUUGAAUACCCAGAAUCCCAGGGUCGGCUAUGCUUAAGCGCUUACAUCCUGCAGUUCUGGGAUAUAUGCUUA